AUGGUGUAUAAAUUUCCCAAAGCUCACUGGAUGUACAAAAUCUAUCCAACGUUUCACUCAGGAGGGGAGGAGUGGAGACGACAACUCUUCGGCAAACAGAUGAGACUCGAGACUAUUGCCCGCUCUGUGAACGAUCUGGUGAGGGAUGAGCGCAUACAUCUCACCUAUUAUAAGGCCUGGGAGGUCCGCAACUAUGCCGAACGGGAGGCCAUACUAGAACUCAGAGGAAACCCUUUACCCUCUGUCCGGAACCCAUCCCUCGACAGCCAAAACUUUUUAACGAAUGUUCUCUUAAGAGCCGCCAAAAGAGAGUAUGAAAACAAUAAACGGGACAAAGGUUUUGAGACAAAACACUGAAUUAUUGGGCAAAUUGUCGUAUUUUUCGUAAAUUGCUUUUCUAUAAAAUACGUUUACAUUAACGAUGAAAACUAUUUAUCAAUUCAUAUGUUAGUCACAAAUUAGCACCAAUUUUGUGAACAAUUUUAAUGUAAAUACCGUAAAUGAAUUUUGAAACCAAUAUAAUUACGGUAUGUUUAUUUCAUAUUGUAUAUAAAAAUCAAACAAAAUUUUCCCAAAUGAUUUACCGGAAAU
Molecule: messenger RNA, 591 nt
Organism: Oppiella nova
Lineage: Eukaryota; Metazoa; Arthropoda; Arachnida; Sarcoptiformes; Oppiidae
Source: the annotation of a GenBank genome assembly